UCAUUCCUUUCUUCCUGUCUUUCACUCCCACCUACUGCCAUACCAACUCUUGACCUUCCUCAAAGCAAGCUUCUUUUUUUCCACUCUUUCUUGGAAAACAAACGGUGAAGUAAAUUCAAACAGGGGAGAUUCUUUUUCAUUUCUUCAUGGAUUCGUUUAAUCAGAGAGCGGGAUUCCGUUACAAUCUCAACUCAAACACAAUAAGUGACGAUGAUGAUCAUCACAGAAACGGAGAAGAGUCCGAGUUUGCAGGAGUUCUUGAAAUCUAUGUCCAUCACGCUAGGAACAUUCACAACAUAUGCAUAUAUGAAAACCAAGAUGUGUAUGCAAAAUUUUCUCUCACUUACAAUCCAGAUGAGACUCUCUCUACCAGAAUCAUCAAUGGAGGUGGGAAGAACCCGGACUUCAACGAGAGCCUGAGGAUGAAAAUCUCGCAGCUCGACGCGGUCCUCAAAUGCGAAAUCUGGAUGCUUAGCAGAGCUAGAAACUACAUGGAAGAUCAGCUUCUGGGAUUUGCUCUUGUCCCGAUUUCACAACUUGUUGGAAAAGGAAAGUUGACACAAGAUUAUAGCCUAUCUUCUACUGAUCUUUUUCAUUCCCCGGCCGGGACUGUCCAUUUGACACUUUCUUUGAACACAUCUUUGCCUGUCAGUCCCUCACUCAAUCCACUAUCCGAAUCGCCUGCUAGUUCAUCCAUUACUUCUGAGGUUGUCCUGCUCGAUCGGAAGGCAUCGGAGGUGAUGCUAGACCCGGUCGAGUAUUCGAGGAUUGAGUUUCCUGAUAUCAGUGUGGUGAGGGAGAAUCAGCAGAUGGUUUCCGAGUAUUUUGAUUUGGCCACGCGUGGUUCGGUUAAUUCCAAGCCCGGAUCUAGUAGUGUUGCCUCGUUUCUUCAUCUCGGGGUGUCUCCUCAGUCCGUUGACGACUGCGAGAUGACUGUUAAUUCGUCCGAGGAAACUCAUAGUGGUGAUAUUGUUUCCUCUCCUAAUGGGAGUAGCAUUCAGAAUUCUGGCUUCUUUAGCUCCACCACAACAAGCUUGAGUGGCGACAGAAAUUCGGGUGAUUCAAUUGAGAAGAAGAACCGAGUGGCUGGUGAAUCAUCGAUUUCUGUCAACGCUUCCUUAACCGCGGAGGCAGCAAACCAUGGGACUAUUACUUGUUGCCCCGACACUCCGACUUCGAAGAAGGGAAGGGAAAUCGGAGAUGAGAAGGACUCGAAUUUCUCGAGCACAGGAGAGGAGGAUAACAAGAAAGAAGGGAAAAAUCCGGGUUCUGCUCAAUUCGGUCAAGUGUUCUCGGGCCAACUUGGGAAUAUGAAUCUUGAGGCCGAGCAGUCUGCAAUGCAGCAGCAGAUAGUGGACAUGUACAUGAGAAGUAUGCAACAAUUUACCGAGUCCUUGGCAAAUAUGAAGCUUCCAAUGAACCUUGACAAGGCGGAACAUGAAGACCAUAGUCAUGACAUGAUUCGAAACCGUAACAACAAGCUAGAAGUCGAGAAAAAGAAGGACGGAUCGCGGGUUUUCUACGGUAGCAGAGCCUUCUUCUGACUGCUAAUUGAUGCUGCAAAUAAGUAUUUAUGACGGUAAGUUUAUGUUUAGCGGCAGUACAUAGAGUCUAAUUUAUCAAAAAUCUUCUUAAGUUUAAAUCGGCUUCGUAGUAUUUACUAUUAUACAGUUAUUGAUGUGAAUAGUUGCUUAAAUUCACAUAUAUUUGUUUUAGUAAUUAUCACGACUAGUACAUGUUACAGUCCUUGCAGAGUUAUGGGAAUGUGAUUUCCCUUGUGUUUUGCUUUGCAAUUAAGUUUGGUAAAGUAUUUCUUUAUGUAUUGUUCCUAACAAUUCAUUUCUAUUUGUACUGGGGUUAGUGGCAAUUAUCUUGUUAUAUUGGACUUUUUCUAUGAAUUAGUUUAAAAGCAUCAAGAAUUUA
This is a messenger RNA of Morus notabilis, 1923 nucleotides long. RefSeq lists its product as uncharacterized. The transcript has 2 exons. The coding region runs from base 147 to 1544 and encodes 465 amino acids. Lineage: Eukaryota; Viridiplantae; Streptophyta; Magnoliopsida; Rosales; Moraceae. The record is from RefSeq and is a predicted model, not a curated record.